Messenger RNA from Nicotiana attenuata, 615 nucleotides. RefSeq names its product DNA-binding protein HEXBP-like. The record is from RefSeq and is a predicted model, not a curated record. Bases 1 to 615 code for a protein of 204 amino acids. Gene Ontology annotation, molecular function: nucleic acid binding; zinc ion binding. The transcript has 2 exons. NCBI's taxonomy places the organism in Eukaryota, Viridiplantae, Streptophyta, Magnoliopsida, Solanales, Solanaceae.
AUGCCGGAGAGUUCUUACCGCCCACCAGCCAUUCAGGGUCCUUCUGGCGGGCAUUCCAGUUAUCAGGGUUCUUCCAAUGCUCACUCCAGUGCCACACCAGAGAGUUCGUAUCGCCCACCGUCCAUCCAGGGGUCUUCUGGUGGGUAUCCGGGUCAGCAGGCCCAGACUUCAAGGUAUCAGACUUCGGUGCCGAGAGGAUGUUACGAGUGUGGAGAUCCGGGUAAUAUUAAGAGGACUUGUCCCAGACUUCGGGGCAAGGCGGUGCAGCAGGGUCAGCAGUCCAUGGAUCCAGCACCAGCUGCCCAGCCAUCUAGAGGUGGAGGGCAGACUGGUAGAGGCCGUCCCAGGGGUGGAGGCCAGACGGGGAGAGGUCAGCCAGCUACUACUCAGACAGGUGGGGGCCAGACAGCCGGUGCUCCGUCUAGAUUCUAUGCUCUUCCAGCCAGGCCAGAUGCAUUGGCCUUAGAUGCCGUCUUCACAGGUAUUAUUUCGGUCAGCGGUAGGGAUGCAUCGGUGGUGGAUAUUCUUGAGAAGGUGGGAAAGACAUUAGUGGAGGUGGUGCAGGCCAUUGCGGGUCUUGUGGAUGUGGAACAUAUGGCAGUGCAUUGUGGAUAA